Erythranthe guttata (spotted monkey flower) is the source of this 721-nucleotide messenger RNA. Lineage: Eukaryota; Viridiplantae; Streptophyta; Magnoliopsida; Lamiales; Phrymaceae. The record is from RefSeq and is a predicted model, not a curated record.
AUGACCAGGUAUAAUCUAAAGGCUAGACGUAAAGCCUUUGGUGAGGUGCACGUUGAUAGCAAUAUCCCAGAGGCUGAGUUAUUGGAAGAAGAUGAUAGUGUUAGCAGUGAUGACAUAGACGAGCAUAGAGAUGAUGUCACUACAGACGGAGACAAUCGAAACGAUGAUGUUGAUCACAUUCAAGAGAAAUCGGCGGCGAUACAGGCGGCGGAAGUACGGGCCACCGGGCUGGGACACGUGGUGCCUGGAGGGUUAGGAGCUCAAGCACAGUCUGCAGCUGCGUAUAAUGCUCAGACCACUAGGGAUGAGGACAAGGCCAAGCUUGGAGACAUUUUGACCGAUGCAACCUUAAAAAUGGCGGGGGACAAGGCUGUGACGAGGGAAGAUGCGGAGGGAGUAAUAUAUGCCGAGAUUAGGAAUAAGCAGGAGGACAUGGCCACCCAUCCUGGUGGUGUCGCCGCCUCUGUGGCCGCGGCGGCAAGGCUUAAUCAAGAAAAGUGAAUCACUGUCGUAUCUAGUUCUAUGUUUGUACGUACAUGACUCUAGUUGGAAGUAUCUUUUGUUUUGUAUGUAGUAUGUACAUAUAUAUGUAGUGUAGGGGGUUUUGUGACAGUUGGAAGUUUUGUUGAGAAUGUGGGUCGGUCUACGCUUUUUGUGUGUAAAUGUAGGAUGACUAUUCUCAAGGUAUAUAUUGCAGUACUGUUUGCAUUCUCUUGUGAGA